GUUUUAUUGUAAAAACUUCUAAUUUUGUUGUUGAGCUCCAUGAUCAAUCUCUGUAAGGAUUUAAGCAUACAAGUUCGAGUCUGGCCCCCAAAAAAUAAGUUGAAGUACACUUUAGAAUAGCUAAAUUACGGCUUCCACAAAGCUUAAAGGUCCUGCCGGCCAUCUCUAGGCGUUAAAUUUAAUUCAUUGCCUAGUUUUGGUUCAAAUGGGUAGUAAUAGGGAUUCAUGUUUGUCAAUUGUCAUAUAUCCAACAACCUGUGAUGGGGCCAUUGCCUAUAUAUAUAGGUGUUUUUCCCUAUGGUUCAACUACAAACAUUAACUCUUCUUCUUUCAAGAUGGGAAACUUGAGAGUUACAUCAAUGUUUCUGCUUUCACAUAUGGUAUUGGUAGGUUCUAUCAUUGCUGCAUUUGCCAAUAAUUUCCAUAAAGAUGUGGAGAUAACAUGGGGUGGCCACCAUGCUCAAAUACUCGGUCGAGGGGAUCUUCUGACGCUUACUAUGGACAAGACCUCUGGAGGAGCUGGCUUCAAGUCCAACAAAGACUAUCUCUUCGGAAGGUUCAACAUGCAAAUGAAGCUCAUUGCUGGUAACUCUGCUGGCACUGUUACCGCCUUCUACUUAUCUUCUGAAGGCCCAACUCAUGACGAAAUCGAUCUUGAGUUCUUAGGUAACAAAAGUGGCUCUCCCUACACUCUUCAUACUAAUAUUUUCAGCCAUGGACAAGGCGGUAGAGAGGAAGAAUUCCACCUCUGGUUCGACCCAACAAAACAUUUUCACUCAUAUUCCAUUGUAUGGAACCCCCAAAACAUCAUACUCCUGGUAGAUAACAUUCCGAUAAGAGUAUUUAGCAAUCAAGAGUCAAUUGGAGUUCCUUACCCCAAUAACCAGCGGAUGAGGGUCUACGCGAGCCUGUGGGAUGCAGAUGAUUGGGCGACGAGAGGUGGGAGAGUAAAAACCGAUUGGUCCAAGGCUCCUUUCACUGCUUACUACAGAAAUUUCGUAGCUAACAAUGCUUGGGAAAUGCAAGGGCUUAAUGGUCGUGGCAAAAAGCUACUGACUUGCGUAAAAAAACGUUACAGAAUCUACUACUAUUGCAAUGAUCUGAAACGAAACCAGCAUCAUGGACAUGGCCGUCGCCCACCAGAGUGUAGGCGUCCACCCGUGCAGCACGAGAGGAGAUUGGCUUUAGUGACUACUAGUCUUUAUCAUUGUUGCAUCUUCAUGUCAAUCCUAUUAACAGCUUUAUUUUUAGUUUUUAGUCAAAAUUUCCAAGAACUACAACCAAGAACUCCCCCACUUCUCAUUCUCCUCACUUGCAACCCAUUCCUUCCCUCACAAAUUCCUCAACCCCAAACCCCCAUUUUUUCCGUUUUCCAUAGCUGGUUUAAUGGUUCAGCUGGUGAGGAAACAGAGGGAAUCAAUGAAUCUUUCUUCAAUGAUUUAGUGGAGAAAGAGGAGGGCAACAAAAUGACAAAAAAGAAAGCAACAUUGAUUUUGACAGGAAUAGGCAUUACCGGUGAUUGUUCAAGAAAUAUUAUUAUUGGUUAG
Molecule: messenger RNA, 1547 nt
Organism: Durio zibethinus
Lineage: Eukaryota; Viridiplantae; Streptophyta; Magnoliopsida; Malvales; Malvaceae
Source: RefSeq, a predicted model, not a curated record